Molecule: messenger RNA, 2670 nt
Organism: Drosophila arizonae
Lineage: Eukaryota; Metazoa; Arthropoda; Insecta; Diptera; Drosophilidae
Biological process (GO): endocytosis
Molecular function (GO): Arp2/3 complex binding; protein binding
Source: RefSeq, a predicted model, not a curated record
GGACCGACAGCACCUGACAGCAGCGGCGUCGGCGGCGGCGGCAUCGACAUCGGCAACGGCAUCGAGAUGCUGAAGGCUCUGUACGACUUUCAAGCGGUUUAUCCGAAAACCAUUAGCUUUGAUGAGGGCGAAUAUUUUAUACUCUACCAGACCUCCGCACGCCAACGGAAUUGGUGGCAGGUGGUCAGCAUGAAGGGCAACAUUGGCUUUGUGCCAUCCAAUUACGUAAUGAAGAUUAAGGUGGAACAUGAUUUUCUCAUCAGCUUCCUCAACUCAUCGAUUGAGUCGCUGGAGAAGUGCACUGAGCCAGAGAUUAAUGGCAUCAUGUCCAGGGAGGAGCUCCUCGACAGACUGCGAGAGAAGAAGCACACCAUGGAACGGCUCUAUGCGGAGAGCUCGGAGCGUGACGGUGACUCAUCGCUGUCCUAUUCGCACAGCUACAGCGACAAGCAGCAGCUGAGCGGCAGUCACAGCCACAGCCACAGCCACUCCCACCGGCACUCGCACACGCAUCCGCAUCAACAGAAAUCCCAACAGAAUAGUCCGCCUGCUACGCAACGCUUGGACAUGAGCAAGAAGAGCAUGUCCAGUCCGGCGGUGGGGGUCAGUGUGCAGCAAUCGAUGCCGGAGUCCCCUAGCAUGGGCAGCAUGCAGCUGCAGAGCAGCAGCUGCACCAUACAGACGCCACAGCAGCAACAGCAGCAGCCUCUGCCGGCGCCUCCGCUGGCGGCCAGCACUUCUGCAGCAGCAGCAGCAGCGGCGGCUGCUGCCACACAAGCACAAAAGGUCUGUAGCUCCGUUUCGGAUGUGGCGCAGGACAAUAGCAUCACCUCAGAGCCGUCUGAGACGACAACAACAACUACGACCACCAGCGAGGAUGUGGUGACCACGUACAAGGAGACCAGCCAGCUGAGCACCAGUAACGGUGCCACAUCAGCUGCAGCUGCAGCCAACGCCGCCGCCAGCGCAGCGACAGCCACUGCAUCGGCAGCAGAAGCAGCCGCUGCAGCAGCAGCCUCAGGAUCAGGUGAAGAAGUGGGAGCAGCUGUGAAGCACAAGCCACACAAUGGCAACAGCUCCACGGCUGUGCACGACGAGCAGCUCAGUCUGAGCCUCAGCCAGGGCGCGGACAGUGCGCCCGACAAGUCAGAGGCGAGCGAUGAUGGCUGCAAUGGCUGCGGCGACAAUAGCCAAGCGCUGGACAGCAUCGACAGCCCCUCGCUCUCGCAUCGAUUGGGCGCCAGUCUUACAGCCGGCGCCAAUGGUACUCUGGACAAUGGGCGUGGCCAGCUGAAAGUUGAGUCAUCCGAUGUGUAUCAGAUUGUGGAUGCACUGCGUCGCAAUACGAAUCUCAGCUUUGAUUUGUCAUGCGAGGCGCUGCGCGUGGUGCUAACCAGCUUGGAGCAGCUAUACAAUGGCGCCAUCAAUCCGUAUCUGGAGGCAGUCGCCGUGCACGUCACCGGCAAGGUGGCCACGCCCAAAGAGCUGCUGGGCAUCACGCACGACUCCAAGCGAUUACAAUAUCUGUUUGCCCAGUUGGCCGACUGCAAGAACGACACGGAACAACGCACCUGGAUGCUCUACGAGGACGAGGAGGAUAUUAUACAGUUUCUUGAGGAGCUCGUUGAGAUACUGAAUAACGCUGAUGAGAACAUCAGCUGCUAUGAGAUGUCGUGUGAUCAAUAUCAGAUGUUCAUCAAUCUGGUACAAUACUAUCAGAUGGAGACACGUUGGUCCAUCAAGAAACUGUUGCUUAAGACUUUCACUGCUGCCUGUCACUUGGAUCACAUCAUUGUUGAUAUACUGCUAACCUCAGUGCUGCCCCUGGAGAUUGUGGAGGAUAUGAAGACGCACUUUUCCAAUUUGGAUCGCUUCAAACAGUUGGUCAAAAUGUUAACAAUCAUCUUCUCACUGGGCCAGCCCAUGCCCGUGAAUCAUCAGGAUUAUUUGGGCGUGCACUUUGCCAGCUUUCUGCUGGAAAUUGUGGAAGGAAACAAUCCGGAACAGCUCGUGGACAUGGUAAUCGCCCUGAUAUUGGCCUUCAAUCAACAGUUUGGCGAUCAUACGGUGAAUGUGAUCAUUGAGGCCAUGCAGAAUCUGCCCACAGCCAAAGUGUUCACCGAGAAGCUGUUGCUGUUGCUAAAUCGAGAGGAUGAUCCAACGCGCCUGCUGAAGCAUCACAAUGAGCAUAUGAAUACGGUGCUGCGCAUGUUUAUUGACAUAUUCAGCCAUACGGAUACGGCCGGCAUGUUCUAUACGAACGACAUUAAGGUGCUAAUCGAUAUUGUGGUGCGUCAGCUGUCCGAUUUGGAUGCGGGUAGUGCGACACGCCCAUGCUAUUUGGAGCUGUGCCGUCGCAUCCUGCGCAACACAAACUAUCAGGACCAUCAGCAUCGCAAGCAUGAUCUAAUGAAGAUAUUUACGCGCAUCUUUUGCGAGGAGACCGAAUGCAGCGCAUCCGAUCAGCAGCUGGUGCGCGAGAUAGCCAACGAAUUUCCCCAAUUAUUUAAGGCAUAAAUGCAAAGAAACGAAACAGAAAAACUAUAGAAAGAAGAAGAAAAGAAAACACUCCUAUUAAAACAAAAUUAAAUUAUGUAAAGCGUUGCUAGUGAGGCUACUAAAUAGGCCAACAACAUUUUAAACAUGAAAUUGUAUAGUUUAGAAAACUGA